Pezoporus occidentalis (night parrot) is the source of this 4427-nucleotide messenger RNA. RefSeq names its product coiled-coil domain containing 158 (gene CCDC158). Lineage: Eukaryota; Metazoa; Chordata; Aves; Psittaciformes; Psittacidae. The record is from RefSeq and is a predicted model, not a curated record.
GCUAGGAGAGGCAACGUUCCCCAGAAAUCACAGCACCAGGGCCUUGAUGGGGAAAAGCUAUCGAGUUUCCCACUGAAGCAGGCCUUUGAAUGUCACUUUGCAAAGAAAUCAAGACACUGGGGGCAGCGUUUACUGGCUUCCCUUCACGCACAUGACCAGCUCCAGAGGGAGGAGUUUGUUCCCACGGCUACCGAGUCGAGCGAAGGGGGUAGGGGCAGGUGGCUCCCUUGGAGCUUCUGGGUUUGGGAGCCGGAUGUGCAGUCUGCAGCACGGCAAAAGCAGGAGUGAAUGGGAGAUGAUCAGUGCCCCCCUCCCUCCCAGCCCCACGGCAAGAAGCAAGUCUCAAUGAAUCAUUCAAAAAACAGGAGAAACAAACCUCAGCUGUGUCUGUCAGAGGUGCUGUUACAAUGAAUGAGAAUAUCCAGGAAUUAAGGGAGAGACUGGAAAAACAGCCAAAAGAGUCUCUGAAACUCCACAAAGAAACCACCAAAUGCAUGGUGGAAUCAAUGAUACAUUCUUUGAGUCAUGAGGAAUCUUUACCAAGUGGCAAUAUGCCUAGUGUGGGCAAGUAUUAAAUAGAUUUCAGAAGAUUUGGGAAUAAAUUACUAUAAACAUUGCAGACCGUUAUGUGAUUUAGAAGUUCAUGUUACAUAUUUCAAGUUGAAUCCUCUUUAGGCCCUGUGUCUUGAACAGCUCUUGUCGGCACAAGCCCAAGGUAAAGGCAGAGCAGCUCUGAAGUGUUCUCUGAACACCCAGGUUCACACAGCCAGUGGGGGAUCCUGGAAUUGGCUGGAUUUGUUCUACUUAGAAAAGAUGAUUCCUAGGUUGUACCAUUGGUAGGCACUAAGAGGCACAAAUGCCCAGUUGUACAAAUAAUGGAUUAUUCUCAUGUAUGACUUUUGCUUCAGCAGUUAAAUUUAUCUGCCUUUCAGGUGCUGCUAGUCCAUUUCUCAGCAACCAGAAUGUUUCAGCUUCUUCCAUUCUCAGCACAGUGAUGAAAAGCUCAGCCUGUUCUAGUACCACUAGCAGUCCACCCAAUAAUGUCUUCUGUUCCAAAUAUGAAAUACAUACCGAUUCUGAGAAAGAAAAUGUGAGUGGUGCUGGCAAAGAACACAUGGAAAACAUUCUAGAAGAAUGCUCGCAGAAAGGCAGAGAUGCUCAGAAGAGGCUUAAUGAAACUACUGAGCUACAUGAGCAACAGAAAAGCAAUUUAAGGUUGAUCAUUGCUGAUUUGCAGACCAAACUGAUGGAAGUGCAAUUGGAAAGAGAUGCGCUUCAGGAUGCUAGACAAAAGGAAUCCCAGAGCCAAGAGAAUAUCAAAAUACAGCUGAAAACUACUAUUAAAAAACUGGAAGCUGCCAGCCGCCUGCAGGAGGAGAUGCUAAGGGAGGCUGACAGCCAAACUGAACAUCUGGAAAAGAUGGUCCACAGCCCCAAGGAAGUACUUCUGGAAAUCCGUGGCAUCCUCAUGGACUACGAAGACAGCACAGGCAGGAAACUCUGUGACCAUGAGAAUAUUACUAGCCAACAGAUGCACAGCCUGAGCACAGGACUUGCUGACGUACUGCAAUAUUUAGACUCAGAGGUGUUAUACCUCAAAGAAAAGGUUGCCCUGGUAGAAGAAGAACUUGAGUCACUGAAAAAAGAUUCACAAACCCCAAAACAACUGCUUCAGCAACACCAAAAUAGGAUUGAGCAACUAGUAAGUGAGCAUGAACAGGAGGUGGCAGCACUGACUGAUAAAGCCAAUGCACAUAGCUGUGCAAAUAGUAUGGAAAGCCAGGUGGAGAUCAUUCAAGAACAAACAAGAAAUCAGAAUUCAGUGCAUGCACAUCAAGUUAGUCACUUGGAAUCUACAGUUUCUGAGCUGCGUUCUGAAUUACAAGAAGCUAAGAGGAUAUAUGAAGACAAGGUCAAAGAUCUUGAGAAGCAGUUGCACCUAGUUCUUUCUGAGGUGGCAGAAGCUCAGACAGAGCAGGAUCAAAGCAGCCAAGAAUCUGGAUAUCCGAAAACCCAGACUUAUCAGUUACUGCUUGAACUUUGUAAAAAAGAGAUAGAACUAGAACCUGAACUGCUAGAAAAAGAGCAGAACAAGCGAAUCUGGGAUCAGAACACAGACAGCAGCAUCACCAUUGACCAUCUAAAGAGACAACUAGACAACAAAACCAAGCAACUUCAGCGUAUGGAAAACCCAGCAAAGGAAAUGAGGACUGAAUGUCAGAGAGAACUGAAGUACCAGAUGGCUGCAAUUAAGGAAAAAAAUGAAAGCAUUGGUAGAAUCUCCUCUUUGACUGUCCAGCUGGAGUCAACCGAGGAAACGCUCCGUAAAGUUAAAGAAGAUCUUACAGCCAAACAGAUCGCUUUGGAGAUUGCUGAGAAAACAGUGUCAAAUAUGACAGCCUGUCUGCAGGAGAAAGAGAGAGCCCUUGAUGCUACCAGUGAGGAAAUUGAGAAGCUGCAUUCACAACUUAGCAGUAGGAUGGAGGAGUUCCAGCGUCUCAAGAAUGACGACCGUUUACAUUAUGUCCAGUCAGAGUGUGAAACACUGAAACUGCAGGUAUCAGAGAAGGAAAGGAUUAUUGAGAUCUUCCAAAAGCAAAUUGAUAACAUGACCCAGACUGUGGGCCAGCACAGUCGAGCUGCUGGAGCAAUAGAAGUUGAGAAAUCCCAGCUUAUAAAAGAAAUAGAUGACUGGAAACUCAAAGCAGAAGAACUUAAGAUUGCAAAGGAUGAGAAGGAAACCAGAAUACAUGAAGUGGAAGCCAGACUGAGUGAACUGGAACUGGAGAAGGUUAAACUGGUUAACACCUGCACUGAGAGGCUCCAUGCACUUAAUGAUAUGAAACUGGAAAAAGAACAGCUAAUGAAUGAACUUGAAGCCAGUCAGUGUGAGCUAGCUGGCCUUGCAGAGGGAUUUGAAGAUUUGAAGAGGGACUACCAGGAUAAAAUCAAGGAGAUGGAAAAUACAGCAAACAGACUGAAAAUGCAGUUGAAAUCUGCCCAAGCUGAAUUGGAACAGAGCAGGACUGCUCUAAAGGCUAUGGAAGGAUAUGAUGGCAAUGCUAUAAAAGUUGCAGUGGGAAUGCAGAAGCAGAUCACAGCCAAGAGAGGACAGAUGGAUGCGUUACAGAGCAAGAUUAAAUUCUUGGAAGAAGCAAUGACAAAUGCAGCUAAGGAGAAGCAUUACCUCAGAGAAAAAAAUAGUAAGCUAGGUCAAGAAUUGAGCUAUAUUACAUCAGAAAACACCAGGAUUGCUGGGGAACUGAAGAUCCUGCAAUCACAAGACAAACUUCUAAAAGAAAAAAUAUCCAAGAUGGAGACAGCCCUUGAUAAGGCAUCGCUGCAAUUUGCAGAAUGUCAGUGCAUAAUCCAGUGUCAGGAACAAGAAGCAAUGCGCUUCAGACUGCAGCAUACUUUAGAUGUAAAAGAGCUGCAGAGCCGAGGCUACUUGACACCUUUUCCUUCAGGCAGGCUGUGGCACAUAGCACCCCUUUCCCACCUGCACUCAGCUGUCAUGCCACCCUCCCUGAAUUUGGCCAGCUGUGUCACUGAAGUGAGUACCUGUCUCAAAAUGGGAGACUGCACAGGAAACAGGGAUGUUCCAAAAAGUAAAAAUAAUGUGGGAUUGAUAAAUGGGAGAGCAUCUAGCAGGACUGUCCAAGAAUCUCAAAUGUCUUCCAAGCCAGACAUUUUGAAGGAUGAACCAUUGCAGGAUCUAAAGAGGAUUCUUCAAGAGUUAACAAGCUCAGGCAACGAUAUUCCCUCUGUGGAUCUUGGCGAGGAUGGCAGCAAUGGUGGGAGAAAAUCACCUUUAGCAACCAUGGAGACUGCAUCUAAAGACUCUGCUACUGAAAACAGCAUGGAAAAGGAUACUUGUGGAUGGGAUCCUUUACCCUUCCAUACAGCAGACCUUCAGUCCCAAGACGUUACCCUGCCCUAUACAUCCCUUGGAGGUGCAUCCAUCUUCUCACCAGCUUCUGACUAUACAUCUGCCCCCAAGAAGGUGUCUCAGGAGCAGAGACACAGAGAAAAGUCUCCAGUGCACUUGUUGUUAACUGCUCCACCGCAUGACCUUGCAGCUGGCUCCAGUGCCUCACCACAGCACAGACCAUCCGCACAGAAGGUCUACUCUCCAGAGGGUGCAGCCACAGUCCCCCAUAUAACUUCUCAGCCCAUGAAAAAUAGUAAGGAUACACAUAGGAGACCACAGAACAAGAUGGAAAGCCUGCAGAACCUGAUGGGACUGUUAAAGAUAAAAAACCAAGACACAUCACCAGUGAUCAGAACUCAUGAAGUGAAGACAGAGAAAGCAAAGGAAAAGGAGAAAAAGCUAUUGAAGGGAAGACGCUUUGUACAUUAAGGAUUACUUUCAUGUAUGUACAUUGUGUUUAAGUUAUAUUUUUAAAGAUUAAUAAUAAAAGGUCUUA